This is a messenger RNA of Poecile atricapillus (Black-capped chickadee), 855 nucleotides long. RefSeq names its product basic proline-rich protein-like. The transcript has a single exon. NCBI's taxonomy places the organism in Eukaryota, Metazoa, Chordata, Aves, Passeriformes, Paridae. The record is from RefSeq and is a predicted model, not a curated record. Bases 1 to 855 code for a protein of 284 amino acids.
AUGGGCGGUCGCGGCCGAGCCGAAAGCCGAGGGAGCCCUGCCUCGGGCGCCUCGGCCGUCGGGGGCGCAGGACCCACCUACGGCACUCGCCUUCCGCCGGGCACCGCCGCGAUCCCAUCGCUUCCCGCCGACACAGGGCAGCGGGAAUCCACCCGCCCCCUCCCUCCCUCUCUCCGCCGGCCCUCCAGGAGGCCCGGCUCCCGCUCCCCCGCGGGGAAAGGGGCAGCCGGAUGCCCUGGCGGGGGAAUCUCCUCGGGGCGGGGCCGGCCGCCGCUCCCUCCCGCCGGGCGCGGCCCCCGCGCCGCUCCCGCUUCCCGGCGGGCCCCCACGGGCGGCACGCGCGGCCGGUGGAUGCCGCCGGGUGACGUGCAGGGCGCGCGGUGGCAGCACCUCCCCGCGCGCCGCUUAAAAAGAAGAAGAAAAGAGGGAGCGAAACAUGAGAGCCCGGACGAGCCGCAGCCGCCGCCGCCGCCGGCAGCAGCAGCAGCAGCAGCGGAGGGGGCAUCGCCCGGCCCGGCCGCCGCCGCAGUCCCGCCGCGGGGACACCCUUCCUAUGGGACGACAAGUGAAGGGCUGCUGCCGCCGCCCGCUGCCCGGCCCCCCCCGAGCCUCGGCGCUUCGGCGCGGCAGCGGCAGCUGCUAAAACCUGUGCCGCUCGCACAACUUCGCCGGCUUCGAGCAUCCUCCCGCCGGGGCUCGGGGGCUCGGUUCCCCCCCGUUGCUGCCUCUUGGCGUCCGCCUGUUUGGAAGAAGCGGGGGUGGCCGAGGUGCUAUUCCUCCGUCGGCGUUUUAACCGCCUCCAGACUUAUUCUCCUCCAGACUUUCCCCUUCUGGGGGAGGGAGGUGGUUUCCUGA